Molecule: messenger RNA, 622 nt
Organism: Selaginella moellendorffii
Lineage: Eukaryota; Viridiplantae; Streptophyta; Lycopodiopsida; Selaginellales; Selaginellaceae
Product: ras-related protein Rab-21
Exons: 6
Coding region: 182-550 (122 amino acids)
Molecular function (GO): GTPase activity; GTP binding
Source: RefSeq, a predicted model, not a curated record
CUCCAGGUAGAGUCGGGAAGACGUCUCUCGUCCUGCGGCUUCCUACUUGACCAAGCGCUUGAGCGUCGAUGGCGCUGUAGCAACGCUAUCGAUCUGGGACACAGCAGGCCAGGAACGCUUUCAUGCGCUUGGUCCUAUUUACUAUCGCGAUGCUGAUGGUGCAUUGCUAGUCUAUGACAUAAUGGAUAGAGAUAGCUUUACUCGUGUGAAGAAUUGGGUGAAGGAGCUCCGGAAGAUGGCGUCCAACAAGAACAUUGUCUUGACAAUUGCUGGCAACAAGAGCGAUAUGGACAAGUUGCGACAAGUUGAUCUCCAGGAUUCUGAGAGAUACGCUGCCUCGAUUGGAGCAAACCAUUUCGUGACCUCUGCAAAGCUAAACACUGGCAUAGACGAGGCCUUCAUGGACAUCGCGACACGUUGCCUGGAACAAAGAAGAAAAAGCACUGCCGCCUCGAGCAAUGGCAGCACGCCGGCUUUCUCUCAGAGAAAAAGCGUGGUCAUUGUGGAUGAUCAGCCCCCUCCCCCUCCUCCGUCGAGAUGUUGUUCUUGACACGGUAAAAUUGUUGGUUUGUACAAACAGGUCAGGCCAGUGUUUACAAAUUCCCAGGGAUUUUUUUUUCCA